Messenger RNA from Scophthalmus maximus (turbot), 2856 nucleotides. It is a transcript of the gene socs2, whose product is annotated as suppressor of cytokine signaling 2. Gene Ontology annotation, molecular function: 1-phosphatidylinositol-3-kinase regulator activity. The transcript is spliced from 2 exons. Gene Ontology annotation, biological process: phosphatidylinositol phosphate biosynthetic process; intracellular signal transduction. Gene Ontology annotation, cellular component: phosphatidylinositol 3-kinase complex. Lineage: Eukaryota; Metazoa; Chordata; Actinopteri; Pleuronectiformes; Scophthalmidae. The record is from RefSeq and is a predicted model, not a curated record. The coding region runs from base 1056 to 1658 and encodes 200 amino acids.
UUUGUGUUUGUUCUGAUCCUCCGGUCUCGGUCUCGUGUCCCGCUCGGAGACGCUCGGUCUCGGUCUCGUGUCCCGCUCGGAGACGCUCGGUCUCGGUCUCGUGUUCCGGACGCGCUCGUGGAUCUUCGGGCUCCGCGGGAAACGAGAAUUAAUCGGUGUUUAGUCGUUUGUCGCCCGGAGAUCGGACUGACAGGUCGACGACUGGACCGACCCGCCGCCAGAGAGGCAGGACCUGACCCGGACCAGGACCUGACCCGGACCAGGACCAGGACCAGGACCCGGACCAGGACCAGGACCAGGACCUGACCCGGACCAGGACCCGGACCCGGACCUGACCAGGACCAGGACGAGCCGGGCCCCAGCAGCGGUCCGCCGGGUUCAGACCGACAUGUCGCUCUGGUGUCGGGGGACAAACGGGCGUCGGUUCGGUUGACGACCCUCAGGUACGACGGUCCCGGUCCGUCCCGGUCCGUCCCGGUCCGUGACGGGCUGGACGGACUCGGGUAAACACCUGCCCUCCCGCCCGGGGCUCGGCUCGUCCCUCGGACCACAGCCCGGUCACGCUCCUGAUGAUUGAACGUCUCCUCCGCGGCUUCACGUGUCAGAACCGACCCGGAAAUAAAACAACAUCCGAUCUAUUGUGUUCGAGGCUCGUUCUUACGUUCGGCGACAUUAAUAAAUUCACCAGAGUUUUUUUUGAAAGAGAUGAUUAGAUUUAAACUGUGUCGUUCGUCAGCUGGUGAACGAACCUGCUGCUGAAUAUGAGACAUAUAUAAUAUAUGAUGUAAUCUUUCUGUUGAGUGGAGUCUGAUCUACUGUUGACGUCAUGAACAUCAGGAAGUGACUGAUCAAUAUCUGAUCAAUAUCUGAUCGAUACCUCUGUUGAACAGUGUUUUCUUAAAUUGACAUCAUUUUAAAUGGAGUUCGUUUCGAUAGAAAUUCCUUUUCCCCUGAUCUGUGAUGAUGAUGAUGAUGUCACUUGUGUCCAGGUGGUUUAGCUCCUCCCCCCUCCUGCUGCUCGUCGUCAGGCCGAAGGUCAAAGGUCGAUCUGUCCGAUGACCUGUCAGUCGUCCGACUCCACAGACGCCAUCGAGAGCAACAGACGAGCCGACGACAACAACAGAGCUGUGGAAUCAGACGAGCGACGCAUCGCCGCGGCCAUGAAGGACCUGAGGAACACGGGCUGGUACUGGGGCAGUCUGACGGCCACCGAGGCCAAGGAGAUCCUGCAGGACGCCUCGGAGGGCACCUUCCUGGUGCGGGACAGCUCUCAGAGGGAUUACCUGUUCACCAUCUCGGCCAUGACGUCCGCGGGUCCCACCAACCUGCGGAUCGAGUUCAAACAUGGGAAGUUCAAGCUGGACUCGGUCGUCCUGGUGAAGCCGAGGCUGAAGCAGUUCGACAGCGUGGUCCACCUGGUGGAGCACUACGUCACCUUGUCACGGACCAGUGACAAGACACCAGCGGACCCUCAGCCCUCGGGGUUAGCGCCCAACGGCACAGUGCAGCUGCUGCUCACCAGACCCGUGUACACGUCCACGCCGUCGCUGCAGCACCUGUGUCGCAUCGCCAUCAACAAGAGGACGCGGCAGGUCCAGGGUCUACCGCUACCCAACAGACUGAAGGUCUACCUGACGGACUACGCCUACAACGUGUAGACGCCGCAGGACGACAGCGUGGAUGGUACCGCUGCGACGCCACCGGACCGCCUGCCCCCUGGACCGGCCUGUCGCUCCGACAGGAGGCCGUUGGACCCACACGCCAUCACCGUUGGUGAGUCGUGAUCACCGCGGGCGGAGGUUUCGCUCCGAACAUGAGUCCGUUGUGUGUGUGUGUGUGUGUGUGUGUGUGUGUGUGUGUGUGUGUGUGUGUGUGUGUGUGUGUGUGUGUGUGUGUGUGUGUGUGUGUGUGUGUGAGACACAACAGGCUGCCGUUACACACUCACCAGCUGCACGGACACUUCCUGGUUAUCUUUUCAAAUUAAAACUCAUGAAGUCUGAGGAGAAGUAUUUUAUUUUGAUGGUGAGAGAGGACGUCGUUAACGCCCGACUGAUGAAUCGACCGGACUCUAAUUGAUUAUCAGUUAUUGAUGAAUCAAAGGUCUGUUUGUCCACAAAGAAAUUUAAUUUAUUCAGAGUUUAGAUAAAUGUGUCGAUUUCCCCUAAAAAAAACAAAACCGUAAUUUAAACCCGAGUAGAUAUUGAUCAUGUUUGAUUGGACACGAUGUUGUUCUCAGUGUUUGAACGUUUGUUUUCAGAUGAGUUCAUCGUCGUCUUCCCCGGGAACAGAAUCUUCUGGACUCGUCAAAUAAAUAUUAAUAUAAAUAAAUUUCCUGGUGAAAACCAGAGGAAGCUGCUUGACGUUCCCGUCGCUGCCAGGGAACGCUGCCCUCUGAUUGGCUGAGUCGAGUCAGGUGACUCUGUCUCUCCUCGGUUUCCAAAACGUAAAAAUGACAAAUGGAUUCAUUUAAUUAGAAUCUGUAAUCAGAAGAUUUGUCUUUGUCAAACAUGAAUAACUCGUAGUCCCACGUGACACGUUCUCACUAAACGUUUUGACGUGGAGACGUUUGUAGGACGGUCGCUCUCAGGUAAACGAUCUUCUACAGUUUCCUGUUGACGAUGUUCUUCUUCUUCUUCUCUCGUUAUGUCGCGCGGCGUCGUCGGGGGUCUGAGGUCACGACGAGUCUGUGCUCUGUUGCUACGUGUGCAGGUGUUUGUACAUAUCUUUGAUUUUUAUAAGAUAUUUAUUGAUCGUGUCGCACUGUGUUUUUCUAAAGACUCUGUCGUCGGGCAGGAAACUGGCAGCUCCGCCUCCGUCGUGUUGAUCAGAGAUCAAUAAAACUUUUAUAACACGCUU